This is a messenger RNA of Cuscuta epithymum, 1447 nucleotides long. Lineage: Eukaryota; Viridiplantae; Streptophyta; Magnoliopsida; Solanales; Convolvulaceae. The record is from the annotation of a GenBank genome assembly.
CAAUGAAAUACACAGAAAAUCUUUCCUCCUCUCUUCAUUAUUAUAUUUUGUAGUUUAUAUUUCAACAUGGUAUCAGAGCAGCCAUUUUAGAUAAGUUUGCCUUUUCAAAUUUCAGUUUAGUCUUUCAUAUCUCAGUUUAGUUUUAAUUUUCAGACUGGGUUCUUUCUCCAAGAACCUGAGUUCAGUCCAGAAUUUUAGAACCUCUAGGCACCACUCUGUCUUACAGAACCUCCUUGUCAGAAACCAACACUCCAGAAUCUUCAGAACCUUUUUUUUCAGAACCUUAGUCCAUCUCUGUCAGGUCCAACCAUCUUCCCUGGCCGGGAAUUUGAUCGGAAGAAUUAGCUAAAAGGGAAGGAAGAAUAUAUUAAUUUUUCAGAAUCAGUUCAUUCUUUCCAGCAAACGAGCAUGAAAAUACAUCUUCGGGCAAUAUAGAAUCUUACCCUCUGCUCCUUCACCAGUUCGUCCAGCCUCUGCCCAAAAUUUCUGAAAUAACAAAGGACGGAUAUCUGUGGGAGGAAGACCGGUGGUUGGUCGCUGGGAACAUCAUCUGUGGAUAUCCGCUCCUUCGUCUUGUUCGCAUAUUUACUGGGGCCUCGCAUCGGAUAUUUUCGGUCGCGCAUCCGCCUUUCACUGAUUGGUCACGCAUUGUACUAGCUUGGAUUUAAGUUUGGAGUGCCCAAGCUGCGUAUUUUAUUAUUCUCCCAAGUCCACACAUGGGAAAGCUGCUGUCAAUUUGAUAGUGGAGUAAUAUGCAAUUACUGCAAGAAGUCCGGGCACCUGCUUAAAGAAUGUAGAAAAUUGUUGUUCAAAAAUCAAGGAAAUCGGCUUCCUCAUGUUGUUUCCGCUGCCAGUUCAUCUGAUGGAUCAAUUGCUAUUUCUUCAGACGAGUAUGCUAAAUUUAUUUGCUACCAAGAAUCUCUAAAGCAUUCAUCUACCCCUAUCUCGGUAGUCGCAAAUUCAGGUAUUUCAAACACAUGUCUUGUUUCAUCAUCCUCAAAAUGGGUCAUUGACUCAGGUGCCACAGAUCAUAUGACUGGUAAUCCUAGUCUAUUCUCAUCAUUUCACUCACAUUUACCUGCUUCCAGUGUCACUUUAGCAGACGGGUCUACCUCACCCGUUCUUGGAUCUGGUACUGUUGUACCAACUUCUACAUUACCAUUAUCGUCUGUUUUGAGUCUUCCUAAUUUUGCAUUUAAUCUGCUUUCCAUCAGUAAAAUCACACGUACUCUUAAUUGUUCUGUAACAUUUUUUCCGGGAUAUUGUGUGUUUCAGGAUCUGUUAACGAAGCAUACUAUUGGUCAAGGACAUGAGUCGGGUGGUCUUUAUAUUUUGGAUACAUCAAUUACAAAAGGUGCUUAGAGACCUAUUUAAGGUGCAUGUGCAGUGAUCAGCCUCAUCAAUGGAGUAGGUGGCUACAACUGACAGAAUGGUAGUACAAUACCAC